GUUUUUUUUUAUUUUUUUUUUUUUUGUCGUAAGUUAUAUUGCGUGUGUACCAUGAUAGAUUCGAACUGCCCGUCCAAACAACAUUUAUCGAUACCAAAAUUUAUUUUUAUGGUUUUCGAUCGAUGAAACACGUGCAGAUUACUAUUUCACGUCCGGGUAUCGUACAUGUAGCAUCCCUUUUAAGUUAAGGAUAACUAUAUUAUCUUCUUCUACCCGCCCCUGCUAAUCUACAGAUGAUAAAAAUGGCGACUCUCGCCGGAAUCGGCUGUCGGACUCGUAUAACUCUCCCAGAACUCUUCCCACAAUCAAGACUAGUCCGCCCAUCCCUACAAACCCGCAAAACCACCAACACCUUCAUCAGCAUCUCCUACAUCCCAAAACGAUCGUUCUCAAUAUCCGCAUCAAUUUCCGACAUUAGUAACGGCGUCAAUGACCGUCAAGUCCGCGUUCGUUUUGCUCCGUCUCCCACCGGUAAUCUUCACGUCGGUGGCGCCAGAACUGCUCUCUUCAACUACCUUUACGCUAGGUCAAAAGGGGGAAAGUUUGUGUUGAGGAUAGAGGAUACUGAUUUGGAGAGAUCAACUAAGGAAUCUGAGGAAGCUGUGUUAAGAGAUCUUUCUUGGCUAGGCCUUGAUUGGGAUGAAGGUCCUGGAAUUGGUGGUGAUUAUGGUCCGUAUAGGCAGUCGGAAAGGAAUGAUUUGUAUAAACAGUAUGCGGAGAAGCUUUUACAAUCUGGGCAAGUUUAUAGAUGCUUUUGCUCAAAUGAGGAACUCGAACAAAUGAAAGAAAUCGCAAAGGAAAAAAAUUUACCUCCUGUGUAUUCUGGAAAGUGGGCCACUGCUACUGAUGAGGAAGUUCAAGAGGAGUUGGCAAAGGGAACCCCGUUUACCUACAGAUUCCGCGUUCCUAAGGAAGGGAGUUUGAAAAUCAAUGACUUGAUUAGAGGGGAGGUUAGCUGGAAUCUAGACACACUUGGGGAUUUUGUAGUUAUGAGGAGUAACGGCCAACCAGUAUAUAAUUUUUGCGUAACCGUUGAUGAUGCUACCAUGGCUAUUACACAUGUUAUAAGGGCAGAAGAGCACUUACCUAAUACGUUGAGGCAAGCAUUGAUAUAUAAGGCUCUGGGGUUCCCGAUGCCUUCUUUUGCACACGUUUCAUUGAUUCUUGCCCCUGAUCGGAGCAAACUGUCGAAAAGACACGGUGCAACUUCAGUAGGGCAGUAUAGGGAAAUGGGCUAUUUGCCUCAAGCGAUUGUGAAUUACCUAGCAUUGUUGGGCUGGAGUGAUGGGACUAAUGACGAAUUUUUUACACUGGAGCAGAUGGUUGAAAAGUUCUCGAUUGACCGCGUCAACAAAAGUGGAGCCAUAUUUGAUGCAGUAAAAUUGAGGUGGAUGAAUGGCCUGCAUUUGAAAGCUCUUCCCGCAGAGGAGUUGUUAAAGUCCGUCGGUGAGCAAUGGAGGAGUGCUGGCAUCCUCAAUGAAUCAGAAGGGGUUUUCAUACAAGAUGCUUUUAAGCUCUUGGAGGGCGGGAUGGACUUGAUAACAGAUGCUGAUAAGUUACUUUUAGACUUGCUAUCUUAUCCUCUCCAUGCUACUCUGUCAAGUUCUGAAGGUAGAGAAAUCUUAGAAGACGGUCUUCCUGCGGUUGCAUCGAGCUUGUUAGCUGCAUAUGACAGUGGUGAACUUUUAGGUGCACUUGAAGAAGGAAAAUCCGGGUGGCAGAAGUGGGUGAAAGCCUUCGGGAAAUCAUUAAAACGCAAGGGAAAAUCACUGUUCAUGCCCCUGCGAGUUUUGCUGACCGGAAAACUUCAUGGGCCUGACAUGGGAGAGGGCAUAGUUUUGAUUUAUAGAGCUGGGACUAGCGGCAUUGUGGCCCCUCAAGUGGGGUUUGUGACAUUGGAACAACGGCUCGAAUCGUUGAAACAGGUUGACUGGGAAGCAUUUAGCAAGGUGGAGCCUGCUACUGUUGCUUCUCACUGAGCUAUAUGGUUUUUGUGGUUUACUUGGGCCAUUUCAUUGAGGAAAAUAAGUCGGAUUUUGUAGAAUAUAGUCAGUCAGUCGUUAUUUCAUUUUGUUUGAUAGUUCAGAGUAUAUUAACUGCAUUGGAUUGUUUGGGCGUUGUAUUAUAUGUUUACACAAUCGCGCAACAUGUUGGGUCGCUCAUGUUUCGGGUUUGACCCGUUUGCUAUACACUAGUUAGAGUAAUGUUCAACUUUUAGUGUAGAUUUAGUAAGAAAUAUUUAAUAUAUUUGAUA
This is a messenger RNA of Helianthus annuus (common sunflower), 2254 nucleotides long. RefSeq names its product glutamate--tRNA ligase, chloroplastic/mitochondrial. Gene Ontology annotation, biological process: glutamyl-tRNA aminoacylation. The record is from RefSeq and is a predicted model, not a curated record. The transcript has 13 exons. Bases 234 to 1979 code for a protein of 581 amino acids. Lineage: Eukaryota; Viridiplantae; Streptophyta; Magnoliopsida; Asterales; Asteraceae. Gene Ontology annotation, molecular function: tRNA binding; zinc ion binding; ATP binding.